UCAUCGCAACCUUAUUUUAUCGGUUAGUAAUUCGCAAGAUAUUUUAGUACACACAAGGAAUAUUAAAAAUGUUUGCGAUUCUAAAUUGUCAGCCAUCAUGACCACCUGGCGAGCCCACCAGUGCAUCUCACUUUGUUCGCCUGUGCUCUGACAGCAACCAGUACCUGUAGUAGUGUGUGAAUUGUGCUGCUCUCUUGCUCUCUUUCUCCACUGUCAAAGAUCCGCUUCAACUGUGAAAACAGCAAAACUAUUUCCUAAACAGUAAAAUUUUACAGCUACGUAAAUAGCCCACAAACCCCACCAAGUUGGGAGGAAAAUUCGAGUUACAACUUACGAAAACGGAAAACAUCCCAUCGUUUGCUGCGCGUUUGAGUGUGUGUUGUGCUCACGCAUUGUGGCAAUGAAAACCCGGCCGCCGGCAUCGAGAACCGAACUGUGGUGCAGCAGCAGUAAAAGCGGCAGUGUUCUUCGGUUGCAGUUGCGGAAAAAUUAUACCCCACAGUGCACAGAAGUUUUCCACACGGGUGCAUGAGUGUUGUACUGCGAAAAGAAGCAAAAAAAAAGGAGAAACAACGGAUGUGAGCUUCUUGAGCUUUUUCCCCGAGAAGCAUAUAUACGCCAAGUGCGUCUUGUAGUGUGUGUGUGUGCGCGCGUGUGUGGUGAAUUUUUGUGAGUGUAGCGACGAAAAAUGGAUCGAAAGUGAAGCAAAAGUGUUGCAAACGAAAAAAGUAGAAAAAAGUCUUGAUUGGUUUUUUUCCCCUCCGACAACAGCAGGAGGUCAGUUGGUUUGUUUUACGUUUUGUUUUGUGUUGUUGGCCACAAGAGUAGCCACGGCAUGGUCGUCACCAUGCUGUUGCAACAAUAGCUGCGUCACACACACGCACAAAGCAACACGCUCACACAAAGUGUACUGCUGUUGGGUGUGGAAAAUUGUGGAAAAUCGACAGCUAAACGUACAGCAAAAAAAAAAAAAACACCCCAUCGAGGAAAAGCCUACCACGUUCAUGUGUAUGUGUGUGUUUGUGAGUGUGGGUUUGUGUGCGUGUGAGCGGAAGUGAAACGGCAACAAUAACAGUGAGCGAAGUGUGACAAACACAGAAGCGACACGUUUGGUACACGCACACGUGCGUGUAGCGCACGCGGUAAACCGGCAGCAGGAAAAUAGUGCCCGGGCGGUGGAAAUUCAUCCGACAGCAGCAAGCAGGAAAAGCGGCCGAAAAUGGCGAACCCGAGAAAGUUUAGCGAGAAGAUUGCACUACACACGCAAAAGCAGGCGGAAGAGACGGCCGAGUUCGAGCGGAUCAUGCGGGAAGUGUUGGACGUCACGUCGAAGGCGUCUAAGAGUGCCAACCUGUCGCCGACGACGGGCACCCUGGGCACGUUUCGAGGCGGCUCCCUGCCCAACGUCAAUAAUGAAAACAAACAGUACCAGGAAAAGACGGACGAUGGUUCUAAUUUAACAGAACUGAAACCGUACUCGCAACCGGAGACGGUGAAGGUGAAAAAGGAAAUAGCUCCCAAAACCAGUACACCAAGCCACACGAGAGAGUCAAGAGGUAAAGAAGGUCGAACACCCGGCGGUCCCAUGCGUAAUCGGCAGGCGAGUCGAAACCAUGACACGUCACCGUACGGCAACAGUACGGUUCAUUUGAUUCCACCGAUGGAAAACAACUGGCACCGUUCGAUCUCGGAUUCGGCAAUCCAUCAGAGUCUCUGUCAAAAUCAGCAACAAGACGGCACCCUUCUUACCACUCACUCACCCCUAACGCUAAGUCCAACAGUGCAAAGAAAGAUUUCAAAUGCUCAACACAUUUCGAAAGUACACAACAACCACAUGACCAACAAUCAUCAUAAUCACCAUCAUCAUCACCACCAUCAUCCCAGCAAUCAUCACGACAAUGGAUCGACGCAAGACAUACGGUCACGCUCCUCUACCGCCCUGCCGAGGUUACCCGGAAUCAACAUCUAUCCAUCGCAGAACCACCCCGACAGUAUACAGAUUCCGAUACCGAGCAACACGGGAUCGUUACCAGAUUUAACCUCCGUCGGUUAUCCCUCCAUGUAUCCCGCAACGCUGGACCAAGAGUAUGAUCCAAACGGACAAAAUCACAGCUACUGUCCGAGUCCCCUUGGUACCUCACCUUCGUCACUCUCACCAACCUCUGCGAUUCAGAACCAUCAUCACCAUCCGCAUCCGAGGGCCAACAGUUUCAGUGGUGGCGUUAGUGGAAGCAGUGCCGGCGGUGGCAAUGGAUCGGGUGGUGGUGGUGGAGGAGGAGGGGGAGGAGGUGGCGGUGGCGGCAACGGUGUUGGAGGAUACCCCAUUCCUACUAGCCAUUCGAACAGUGGUUCCGUCAGUCCGACGGGUAGCGGUAUCAGCUGUAGUCCCAGCGGGUCGGUGGCCCCGAUCGCGAUCAAUAAUGUGAAUAUGGUGAACGCCGUUAAUCACAACAAUGGCGCAAAUCUUAACAAUGGCAUUAAGGGAAAGAAAGCUAAACCACAAACCAUCUCUAGUCAGCCUUUUUUAUCUGUACCAGAUAGUAAUAGAUAUUCGUUUAUGUCGAAGGUCAACAAUACUUAUGACACUAACCAACAGCAGCAACAGUCAGUGCAGCAGCAGCAGCAGCAGCAGCAUCAACAGCACCAGCAACCGCAAGCACAGUCCCCGCAACAGCAACAGCAGCAAGCACAACAGCAGCAACGAAUACCAACCCUCGAUCAGAUAAGCUACGAUAGCUUCACACAGAUCACCGACGGUCUGGCGUCGCCCAACCAGAACUCUCCCGAAAGCAUACUGUACGGAUCUCAUGGAAAUAUGUCCCCGCAAAUUAUGUCCGACUACCGAACUCGACCUAGUCCCGGUUCUAGUCCUGGGCUUGCGUUAGUGAACAAUCCCGAUUCCAAUUCCAGUGCCCCCUGCAGUCCAGUGUCCCACACUGUGGGCAGCAACAAUGGACCAAGCUACGAUAAAUAUCCGACCAGUGACGUUUACGUGCAAAACACCCUACCACAGUAUUUGGAACACAUAACAUUGGACUGGACUACGCUGGUUCAGAGUUUAGUAGAGUCCGGAUGUACAUUGACCGCGCAAGUGCAGGGUGACACCGAUUUUACUACGAAUCAGAUGGUCUUUAGUGGGUUUGAUGAAACCUACCUGACGAUGAACAACAGUAGCCUUGGUAUGCGAACUCACGCCGGCCACGGUAAUGGGCAUUCGCAAGUGCAGCAGAACGCGACGCAACAGACGAACCAGCUGAACUCGAUGAACUGUCAGAACAUGCAGAACAUGCAAAAUACCAACAUGAACAACAUGUUCAACGGUACGACGGAACCCCUGCUCAGCCUGCCCAACACACAGUCGCUUAUCGAGCCGCAAACACCAACGAUACCGGAGAUCGUGUUUACAGAUUAUUCGACCAGGGACGAUUUUGAGGCUGACCUUGGGCUUGGCCAUAUGGAUUUUCAAAGCAUUCAAAUGCUCUCGGACACCAGCACGAUGAUUGACCCGAUGGACGAGGAUAGCUUUCGGCGAGACUUACAGUAAAGCAUCCAUGCUCGAGGGACUCCCGUUGCUGUUAGCCACCAACAGUGGUGCAACGUACUGGACGACGACGACCAGAAAUAAAAAGAAAACAAAAACCAGAUAUCACUGUUGGAUCGGUUGGUGGAGGGAAUUAGUUAAUGAUAACUGUUAAUUUGAGGCUGGCCGCAACAACGGUGGUACAUAGCGUAAGAUUGGACACAGUGUGUGGCAGUGAAUGUGUUGGUUCGUUAGGUUGAUUGUGUAAAGUUUGCGUUUGUUAAGCUUACCUGCAUCUAGGUUAAAACAGUUGUAAAUGGUUAUUUUGUAAACCCGUGUUUUUCCCCACGCUGAUUGCGUGCAUCGAUGACCUAUCGACGUUAUUCAGAUGUGUUUAGAGCUAGGGUACGGUCGUACGGGCGUAUACGCAUUAAGCAAGAUGUUAUCGGCAUACCCGAUGGUACACGUAUUCAAAACUUAUUGCGUUGCAAUUUUAUGCAAAAACAUGCGUGCAUGUUUUCUUUGUUCACGUUUGCUUUUUUUUUGGGGGCGAGAUGUGUGUUUCGUGUCUCAUGUUGAUCAACAAAAAUGUUAUAUGAUUGCGGGAGACUUUCAUUUUGUUAUACUGCAUUUUUUAUACUCUAUCCUGGAGUAGGGUAGCCGGAUAUGCGCUAAAACAACAAUUAAAUUGUGUUUUUUAUAUACAUGGCAAACACUCAGCAUUUGUGGUUUCUGCUCGCUUAACACGUGAACCGGGAUGAUAGGAUAGUGAAAUGGAUUGUCAUAAUGCACAAAAUUGGACUCAGUUUGAGGGGCAGUUGUUAUUUCCACUUGGGAAAAAUUUUACUCAAUAUGUGGGUUUCUUUAAAAAUGUCCCCCAUCCCGUAAUUUGAUUGCAACAAUUGCAAACCCGUACAGUUCUUUGGUUUGUAUUUUUGUUAUAAAAUUAUCGUUGCUCAUUAGCUCGAAGCGAUAGCCCGUCGAUACAUUUCUUUGUUUCCUUAUUUUGGUUUUGUGAUUUAAGUGAAGUGUGAAGUAGAAGAGGAAACGAGUGCAGGCUCGUCGGAAUCAGGCGCCAAGCCAAGAGACAAAUUCGAAUCGAAACAUCAAGCAACAACCGGGGCGGGAUACACCCGAGCAAAUGCUUAAAUCACUCGUAGUUCCACACUUAAGCAGUGACCAUUGUUCUCGCUGGUGCGCAGGUGGGUCGCUGCGAGGCAACGGGGACCGUAAUGUUCUCUGUGUAAAUGCUCCGUUUUUAUGUCAUUUAGCAGGUUAGGAAAAGGAAAAAAACAUUGUGCUAUUUACCGAUAAUAAGAGGGGUGGUACCGAUACCAGUUAGGCUAAUGCGUAGAUAAGGAUUAAUGCAAGUUUAGCUAGGAACCCGAAAACAUGAAACAGGUAGAACGAACGAAAUGGAAAACAAAGCAAAACGAAUAAUAAAGUGUGUGUGCAGAACAGCUACAACAAUAUGGACGAUGGUGGGAAGAGGGGAAGGGGAGCAUUUUUAAUUGGGACGACAGAAAGCUAACAACAUCCUUGGUGUGUGGAUGGGGCCGCAAAAUACUAAAACGAAAUCUCUUACGAACAGUAACAUGUGAAUGCUUGAAUUUGAGCGUAACAACAAUUUGGUCCUGAGUUCUUGUGUGAGCAGGAAUCUAAAGCAUAUGGUAACAAAAAACGAAUUCCGCAUCCGAUCGAGGCUGAUCGAGGCUGUUGAGUGAGGCUGUGCAGGCGGUGCAAACAAGUACGCGGAAGCAAACGAAAAGAAAAACGAACGAACGAACGAUAGAUAGAUAUUUGCCAAUUCCGGACCCGGCAGCAGAUUCCGGUUGUGUUACGGCGCGUGUGUGUGUGUGUGUGUGUAGUGGUAGCCGGCACCGAGUAAGCGAACGUGUAUUGCAUGUAAAAAUAUCGUAACAUAUCAAAGCUGUACGUUUGUUAGCGUUAUUCAAUCUUCUUCAACCUUACCUUACCCCCACGAUGUAAUAAAGCUUACCGUGAUAUGAUCGCCGCGAAGAAGAGGAGCUAAAGCAAAUUGGCUAGCUUCAGCGAAACCGGAUGUAUCGGAUCGAGGAAUAACCGAAUCAAAAGCUGUACUGUGCGGGAGCUGACGAUCAACACUGUAUACAGAGACAGACAGACAGACAGACAGACAGACCGAAUGUUGAAGUACAAAGUGUUGCAAGAAAAUAUGCCGCAACUUUAUUGCUGUCUUAAGAUGAAUUACAAUUUUUUCCCCUGAUAACCCCAUAAAUCUUGUGCACGUUACGAAGAACGCCAGUGUUCCUAAAGGAAAAGAUUCUUUAUGUUCGUGUUGAUACCGAGUGUCCGAGAUUAAGCAUCUUCAGACCCGCAAAGCAAUCUGCUGCUAUGAUGGCACAGUGGGCUACUAAACUAGAUGGGCUUAUCUGUUGUUUUGUUUUGCCGAAUGAAACAUGAUAGUAAUACUAAUGAAUGGUGAUGACAUAGCUCGCGUAAUAGCGCGUGAUAGCCAAGAGCAAAUCUGUACAAAACACUCUUCAUACCUGUUAAACUCUAAAAUUGUCCUUGUCGUUUCAUACUGACUAAACUCUUUCCAGCUCUCUCGUUCCUGCUAACUUACACACUAAGUGCUGUGCUUCUUGUACCCCAAACCCUUCUCAACGGAAAGUAAAGUUUGUUUUAACACAUCACAUCAGAUUGUUAUUUUAACUCAUUUUCUUACCAGGAAGUGUCACUCCGCUUGUUAUCCUGUUUCUCAAAAGCCUUCGAUAUGUGGCAUAUGCAUUGUUUGACUUGGUCCCCUAUUUAUGCAAGGAAAGGAGAAACCCAACUUGGACACCGAUAAAGAGAACAGCGAUUAAUUUCCCUGAAAAGGCUGCACCUCAACAUGCAGCUGCAGUGCCAUUGAUAUGAUCGUUGAACGAUAAAAUUAAUACAACAAAGCCGAACGUUGAUUUAUGGUUAAAGGAUUAAUAUUUUAUUCACCACCAUCUACAUAAAGCAUCGAACCGACUACCACUACCGAAAGCGACAAGUGUGCCAAACUCUAUUCUGUGAGAAUGUUGCAUUUCAAUUUUCGCACCUUUCUAUUCAUUUAGUGAACCUUCAUCUAAUUCCUCUCCACAAGAGCAUUUAUCAAAAUCGUUGCACCGUCAUUCGUAAGCCCAGUAAAACAAAAACAGAAGAUGGUUACAAAAGCCCACUUAAUUAGAUAGAAAACAUGAAAACGAUCGUUUGUUUCAGUACAAAAGAUUUACUCGAUACGGAAGGCGUGAAACUGAAGUGACGAAAGAACAUGGAGACAGCUUACGCACAAACCAAUGUCAGAAGCGUGCGCCUUGUAGAAACAAUCUGUGAGAUUGUUAGAUAGAUGGGUUAGCACAUGGGUUUAGAACAGUAAAUAGGAUUGUGUAGGUACAGUCCGUCAAACUGAAAUCUGGAUACAGCUGGAAUUGAACAUUUGUACAAACUUUGAGGACAGCUUUCUUAUCGCUGGGGCUUUUAAAAACUGGAAUCUUUCAUUAUUCUUCUAAUCACCGAAAGUCACCAACCUUUAGUGGAUUUCUUGACAAUGAAUUCAACUUGAAAGAAUCGAUAAAGGAUGCCUUUGCUUUAUGGAAUACAGUUCAGAAUUAGCAACUACAGAUACUUUGAAGCUUUUUCAAGCGUCUUUUUAAUAGCCUCACUCAGCAAAAGGGCCAGUCUGUUUCUUCAAAAAAAAACCUCACUCCUGGACGCCGUAAGGGAUUUAAGGGAGAGAUAAAAUCACAACUCAACAGUAGAAUUUUCAAAACCAUUUUAUUUGGAGAGAGGCGGUCCGAUGGCAGAGGCGAUAGCGGUGCCGGUCUUCACACGACAAGACCGGGGUUCAAAUCCCAUCCAGACCGCCUCCCCAUACGGAGUGCUUUAUACUUUGCUACGGGUAAAAGUAAGUCAUAGAAAUACAGAAAUGGCAGGCUGAGGUCAAUCAAGGUUGUGUAGUGCCAAGGAAGGAAAGAAUGUACAUCGAGCACGGUUUAGUGAGUUGGACAAGUGUUUAGUGGCAGUGGCUUAGUGGUUUAAUUGUUUUAAAAAGUUAUUGGAACAAAACUGAACUGGCUAUUGGCUCUGGUGAACUUUUCUGGGGUAAUGUUUUAUUUAAACUAUGAAAAGUGGAUUACUAAGGAGCAUUUUUGGUUGGUCCAAGGUGCUGGAACAUCUUCUUAAUACCUUGAGCAGUUAAAGUCAUAUAUCAUGACAAUUGGGGCGGCCCGAGGUUCAAGUCUCAUUUACACGGCAGGACCGGAGCUCCCCAAAGUGAGGACUGAUGACUAUCCAACUACGUGGUAUCAUUAAGUCUAGUUAGCCAGAAAUGAUAGGCAUGACCUUAAGAGGUCGUUAGGCCAAGAAAGAAGAACAUGACAAUGAAAAAUAGUAGCUAUAUCCUCACUUUAUUAGAAAAUUGGAAUGAGUCAGGGAAAAAAUUUGAAUGAAAGGCCGCAAUAUGCAAAAAAAAAAAAAAUUCCAAAGCUUCUACAAACUGUGCCAGAAGCUUAGAGAAUCCGAUGCUCAUUUUGUGAUCACUUUAUUUUGUGACUAUUUAGUUAGAAGGUGGGGACAAACGAGAAUCACGAAGGGUCAAACCGAGGAGGUAAAGAAAAUCAUUCUCAAAGUCGAGCAACUAUUCAACUACAAGGUGUCCGGAUUUCGGUUUGAAGCACUGUAAGCGAGUAAGGCAACGACAACAAUGGUCCUUCUGUAAGUAUGUGUGAGUGCAUGUGCACCCGUUUUUGUGUACAAUUUGUAAAUUAUGUUGCAAAGUACUGCAUGUGUGUAAGCACUUCCUGUCUAGGGUACAUAUGUGAGCUAGAAAAAAUAUUAAACAAAAAAACAACAAAACCCAAAGUGCAAAUAGAUAGAAUCACCUUUUGCUAGUAAGAAAUUUUUCCUCCCCAUUUUGUCCCCUAUUUUUCAGCCUAAAGUCUUAAUGUAAAGAUAUUUACUCCUUUUUGUUCCAUAACCCCUGUUGGCCUGUCCUUUGAAAUACGAACGCACCACUCACUCCGAUGCCUUACUUUGCAAAACAAGACAAAAGCAAAAUUAAAACAAAAAUACGAAACAAAACAACAACAAAAACUCCUUAUCACACUUUUUGCGUUUAUUUUACCCAUUCCGCUUGCACAUAAAAUGCCCAAAUGUUUUGGCUUAAAAUAAAAUUGUAAAUUAGGUGAUGUAUUGGGAAGCGUGUACUUGGGUAGUGUUUGAUGUCUUUCGAUAGUGUGUACGCGAAAUGGUAAGGCGUUCGUUCAGAUGCAGAUUGUCCAAUAAGUUUAAAGGUAAAGGUUGAUAUUAUCGGUUUUUACAAAAAAAGGACAUCUAUUUACGAGACCUAUUUAUUACGGUAUGCGCUAGCAUGUAGAAGGGUUUACGUUUGUUAGACAGAUUUUAGCGACCGAAUUCGGAUAAGAUUGGCUUGGAUAUUUUUACGCACGAUGACCUGAUUUUACGUGAGAUAGUUAAAAGAAAGUGGUAAUUGUUUCUACACACUGCAUAAGAAGAAAAUCCAUUGUUGCAUGUUCGUUUGUAAGUGUGUGUGUGUUAACUCGAUAAGUGAGAAAAGUCAGUGAGAUUAAAAUGGAAAACUGUAUAAAAAAAAAAGUAUGAAAAAGAAGCGUAACAAAACAGACAACCCGGAUUUCGGACCGAUUUAUUGUAAAUGGAACCGUUUAAUAGUGAAGGAAUGAAAAGAAUAGUUCUCGUCAAGUGGCCGAUCGCGAUCUUCGCGCGUAUGCAGAACAGUCGCAUUGUAUAGAACAGUCAAUUAGUAUGUGUAUGUGAUCGUUGUGAGACGAGUGCGAGAGAAAAUGAGACAAAAAAAAAAGACAAAAUGAAAUGGCCGUUUGCAGGGUGCAGCCAACUGUUCACCGGAGUACAGUUUACAUUUACCAUUUUGCAUGCAAUUGAGUGUGCGUGUGUGUGUGUGAGUGUUUUCAUCAAGCACAGUGUUACGAAAAAUAGCAAAAUUAAAUGAGGAUUACCUCUUAAAACAAAUGUAAAGCAAAGAAAGCAACAUGAACGAGCAAAUCAUAAUAUGAAAGCUGGUCAAACCACAAAAAAAAUAGUAAAAAUAGAACAGAGGAAAAAAAGAGAGGUAAAAAACCACAAAGGAAAACAAGACAACAGAACCAAUGCAAAAACAAAAAAACGUUUGAUUCAUUUCAUAUACGAGUUUGUCACUUUUUAAUCGACUAUUCAUCGCCCUACUUGAUACUACUUGAUAAGAGAAGCAUACAGUAAGGAAAGGAAAACAAAUUAUGUGAUUAAAUAGUCUAGAAAUGAGUGCGGCAGACAGUAAACGCCUAUCACACGUUAAUCCUACCCAACUACCAAAAAAA
Molecule: messenger RNA, 9879 nt
Organism: Anopheles stephensi (Asian malaria mosquito)
Lineage: Eukaryota; Metazoa; Arthropoda; Insecta; Diptera; Culicidae
Product: probable serine/threonine-protein kinase DDB_G0267686
Exons: 17
Coding region: 1220-3544 (774 amino acids)
Biological process (GO): protein homotetramerization; positive regulation of transcription by RNA polymerase II
Cellular component (GO): cytoplasm; nucleus
Molecular function (GO): cAMP response element binding protein binding
Source: RefSeq, a predicted model, not a curated record